AUGGCAGCAGUUUUCCUCUCAAAUGCCAUCUCCUUCCUCCCUUUUAUUCCAUCUACCUCUUCAUCUUCUUCUCAACAUGUAAUAUCACUAUCUAAUAGGAGACAGCUGAAUAUAUGCAAGGCAGUGAAUGAGGCCUCUCUUUCUCCUCAAAUUCUCUCCAAGAGAAGCCUUUGCAUUAGUAUAAGUUCAAUUUGUGUGCUCACCUUAACUGGCAAAGGCUAUUUUGAUGCAAAUGCUGCCAUUCUCGAGGCGGACGAUGAUGAAGAACUGUUGGAGAAAGUGAAGAGGGAUAGGAAAAAGAGGAUUGAAAGACAAGGAGUUAUUAAGUCAUCCACCAAGGAGACAGCAUAUCUGCAAGAUCUUGUUUAUAAACUGAGCAAAGUUGGUCAAGCCAUUGAAAACAAAGACCUUUCUGCUGCAAGUUCAGUUCUUGGUCCAAGUACUGAUACAGAAUGGGUUUCAAAAAUCAAAUCAGCAUUUAAUAAGUUGAGCUCUAGCCCUGAAGAAAAAACUGAGGUUGACGUCUUCAACUCCUCACUCUCGUCUUUGAUUUCAUCAGUUUCUGGAAAGGACAUUGAAGCAUCGGAAAAAGCUUUUGUGGCAUCAGCAAGUGCACUUGAGAAGUGGACAGUAUUGACAGGGUUGGUCGGACAGCUUAAAGGAGCUGUUUACAUGUUGCUCAAUGUACUUGAGCUCGAAUUGUAA
Molecule: messenger RNA, 705 nt
Organism: Fraxinus pennsylvanica
Lineage: Eukaryota; Viridiplantae; Streptophyta; Magnoliopsida; Lamiales; Oleaceae
Source: the annotation of a GenBank genome assembly